This is a messenger RNA of Carassius auratus (goldfish), 4814 nucleotides long. RefSeq names its product leucine-rich melanocyte differentiation-associated protein-like. The record is from RefSeq and is a predicted model, not a curated record. The transcript has 6 exons. Lineage: Eukaryota; Metazoa; Chordata; Actinopteri; Cypriniformes; Cyprinidae. Bases 3054 to 3482 code for a protein of 142 amino acids. Gene Ontology annotation, biological process: melanocyte differentiation.
UUUGCUUACUGUAGAUAUAGGCUAUAAAACCUUUUUUUUUUUUUCAAAUCAACCAAGCAAUUGCAUGCUGUAAAAUACCUGUUGUCAUGUUUAACGUUCAUUAUCAUUUACUUAAUUAGUUAUUAAUUUUGUUUUACAUUAUUUUCUUCUGCAAGUAGCCUACACACUGAAUUAAAAAUAAACAAGUCGAGACCCGUUUUAAACAUGCUGAUACUAAGUUUCAGACAGGUGUACAUGAGAGCUAGCUACUUCUAAUGACAUUUUCCUUGACUCACAUGCAGUUUCAGGUUUUUCCCGGAUAUGUUUUUCAUAAAUGUGAACCUCGCUAGUAGUCACACUGCCUCCGGCAAAAACCAACAAAACUUUAACCCACUUGGAAUGUUAAAAGAGACGAGGAUACAAUAAUAAUAAAAAGUCCAGACAGUUUUUCUAUUCAUGUCAACACAAUUUUAUUUACACACAAUCAAAUUAUUCUCUUUAUUUGACAACACCAAAAGACAUAAAAGAAAGAGAAAUGGUCUGUCAGACCUUUGAGAAAAGAAGUUUAAAAUGCCUUGAACUAUUCACCGCUGAGACGGCUAAUCAGUAUUGAGGCUCCGGGGCAAUCGGGCAGCUUUUCAAUGCGCUUUGCCUUUCAUCUCUCACUGGAUGGAGGCGCUCAAUUAAAAGCCUAUCAGUUUGUAAGUAAAUCAACGCCUAUCAAAGUUGUCACAUCAAACAAAACGAUUAUUAUUGCAACCCGCCUCCACCAUUAAUCUCUUUCUGCGGUAAUCCGCUUGACAGGUCAUCUAGGAGAGCAAGAAAACCUGGAGUGGACAGUCAUCAGCGUGAAAGAAAUGUAUAUUUGGUUGGAGUACUCAGACACAUUGAAACGGAUAACCCUGAUCUAUGACAAACAAUAAACUUCGCUGGUUUGACCUAUACUUGGCAAUCAAAUCCUAAAACGCAGUUUUAUUUAAUAUGCUUAAAUCUCUAUAGCCUACAAACAACAUCUCACCCCAUCUACUUCAUAAAAAUAAAGUAUUAAUUUUUAAUGUAAAAGCCUAUAAACGUGAGGUUUUUAUUUAUCCUAUCUCACGCUCUCUCUCUCUCCGUCACACGCGCUCUCUAAAAUCAAUAGGCCUAUUUACUGAUUGCAUUUGUUUUUUAACAUAGUUUGCGUGUUCUAAUAUUUAGAAAGUUAGAAUUAUUUAACCAUAUAACACACAGGCCUUGCUCAAAGACAUGCAGAUAGUGUGCUUAUAAUUUUGAAAACCCUAGAUUGUAGAUUUGAAACAAAUAGGAAAAAUAUAUAGUUUAACAGCCUUUUCAUUCUUAGGCUACAUUAAAAUUACAUAUUUGUAUAGCCUACAUUUUUGAAAGUGCAAACAGAGGAAAGACUUCUGUAUCACUCCCUUUGCUAAUACAACACAGAUUCAAACAAACACUAGUGUCGAUAUCGGCCAUUUUAAACAAGCUGAAUGCAGAAUCUUUCUUCAGUGUGUAAAGAUGUGUGACUGUUUUCUGCACAAGCUGUCAACGCGUGACACACUGCGUGAGUUAUUAGGGCAGAGAAGGGUAACCAUAAAUUUCCAGCAUCGGGCAAAAAAAACCAAAAAACUAAACAAAACAGGAAUUCUCUUUAUUGUCUCCAUGACGAAUGAGCUUCUGAACCAGAUACCAAACCAAAUACCCUUAAAUGGGAACAUAUUUUUUGAGGGGGUCAUAAUUCAUAUUAUUUAAAUGCAAAUGUAUUUUCAUACAUCUCGUAUCGUCAUGUUUAUGCAUGCCGAAAUAUGUUAUAGCUAGUAAUUUACAGAGGUGCCCAAAGCAGCCGAAAACAUUUUCUGUAGGCUAGUCAAAGUUGAGGACGUUACAAUUUCUCAAAAUAAACAAUAACGCAUUUCACACGGAUUAUACUGAUUACGCACCCCUCCCUCCCCUUAAAGUUAAAAAUACAUUUGUAAGGUUCGCAGACAUUAAGUGAUGGGUAAAGCAAAGUAAGCAAUACAAAAUCAGUUCCAAUAAAAAAUACAGUAUUUAAUCUAUUUUAGUGCUUAGAAAAACUCAUGUAAGUAACUUCGGGAAUUCAACUAGCUCAUGUUUUUUUAAAAAAGGAGAACAUCUUAUUUUGCGUAACAUUAGGCUACAGAGCGUUUCACUCCGCUUCCUUUCUUUCAAAGCAUUAUAAAAAAAUAACCAGAAUUAAAAAAAAAACGUCUUCCUUCACCAAUGUUGAACAUGCAUUAGCUACAAAGCAUUUCCUAUCAUUAACUUUGGUAAAAGAGACCACAGUGUGAACCACUUUACCUGAAAUUACACAUACGCGCUCCGAUGCGUUACGACAGGUGUGAACAUUUGCAGGCACUAAAUCCUUUAAUUUUUUAUAAAGAUGGUCAUUUAAAUACAUUUCCAAUGACGUCCUAUGAAACACAGUUGAGCAGCCUAUAUAAAUAAAUACUUUAUUCUAGUGCGCUACCGCGAGCAUAAGAUACGAGACCCUACUUGUCUCCACACGGUCUGCGCGUCCCAAACUUCCGCCUGUGGGAGGAUCCGCGGUGACGUCAUGGCGCUCCCCACCAGAGCGUUUGUGCGUCUCUAGGAUAAUUCUACUUGAAGCAACUCUAAUAUUUAAGCUUUAACGUGUUGUUUCAUCGAUUCAAACGAUUGUGUGAACACACGACUUGAACAGUUAAAUAUGAUUAUCGAAAUUAUAAUACAGUGAAAUAUGAGUUAUUACGUUGUACAACACUUUAAACACAUGCUUUGCAAAUUCGCCUCAACUUCCAGUGAUUAAAACGGUUACCUUUUCAAACGAGAGCGGCCUGUAUCGCUAGCAGCAAUGUUACUCAUGUAAGAUGUUAUGAGCAGCUGAAACAGAUUUGAUUGUGGCGCGUGCUUCCGUUCAAGAUCAGCUGACACGAGCACGCGGAAGAACUAAAGCUUCAUUCGGAACGUAGUUUAAAAGUUUAUUUUGAAAACACAAAGAACAAAUUUCAGUCUUAUGAGCAGAGAAACGUUUGUGGUGGUCCUCGUUUGAUGCGUCUUUCCUUCUGAACUGUCAUUUGACUAUAAUGGCACACAACGAGUCAGCGGUUGUAGUGAAUGGAAGUCAGGUGUCCUGCAUUGGGCAUGAUUGGGAAGACAUUCCAGAUUUUCUUGGGGCAAAAUAUGGAGAAAUAGCAAGAAGAUUAGAUCUUAGCUUCAACCAAAUGAGGUCACUGACAGGCCUGAAAGCAUUCAGCCAACUGGAAGAGCUGAUUGUGGACAACAAUCUUCUCGGAAAUGACCUCCGGUUGCCCAGGUUACCACGGCUCCAUACCCUAACGCUCAAUAAGAACCAAUUCUCUGACAUCGAGGCCCUGUUGGAGAAUUUGGCAGAAGUGACGCCAGCGCUGGAAUACCUGAGCCUUCUGGGAAAUGAGGCCUGUCCCAACCAACUGGUCAGCAUGGAUAAAGAUGAAGACGACUAUCAGAGAUACAGGGCAUUGCCAGUGAUGUGAGAUCCGAAUCCACCACUACGCCAUACCACCCCGCUGCCCCGAAACACAAAGGCGUUUUCACCAAGUGCCGUUAUGUCUACUACGGCAAGCACUCAGAGGGCAAUCGAUUCAUCCGCAAUGACCAGCUCUGACUGACAGACGGGUCAGUGGAUACACACACGAGGGGGCUUUACAAAGAUAUCUUGCGCAUAUUAUUAUAAAUAUACAUGUUGCCACACACAUUUGAAGCAGCCGAACACAGCCCUCUAGUGCCGUCUGCUGAGUGUGCCUUCCCUGCCACCUCCCAUCGCUCUCGCUCCGUCUGAGCAGUGCCAUCCAGAUUGACAUGAUUGCCUUUAAGCAGCCCCGCUAUGCCACGGUGACAGAAACACACUCGUCUUGACAGCCGCGGCUCCAUGAUGGAUUGCCUGGUCCAACUGCUGCUCUCCCCAGGUCAAAGGUCCCACCUGAGGCUUUGGGCUGCCCACACGGAAGCCCAGGAUGAGCGUCCCUCAAAGUCAAAGCUAAAGUUAAAGAGAAAGAUCAGGGGAAAGUGCCGCUUUUGUUGGAGUUUUACACUAUAACCAUCAUUAAAAUUAAACUUUAUUGCAUGGUUUUGUCACCAUGUAAUUUUCUGGACAUUACUGUAGGCAGAAUGUCAGUUUCAAUCUUUGAAAAAAAGGCUAAUAAAUGUAAACAGAUUUAAUUUAGUUUGUUUCAAUUUAUUAGCCUUUAAGCUUUAAAUAUAAAAGAUGUGUCAGGCAAGUGCUCACCAUCAAUUGGCAUGAAGUGUUUUUAUUUAUUUUUUUAAAUAUGCAGAGAACUGUCAUUUUAAAAUUAUUAGCCAUUUUUAAACACACCUUUAAUUUAUGCUUUUAAUUUAAGAUUUAAUCUGUGUUAUUGUGUUUUAAUGAUCCAAAGCUGUAUUGAAUAUUUUCAGCAUGAGUGUUUUCAGAAAUGCAGCUGCGAGGCCCUCACAGGCUCUUGACUCUGUGGCAUGUGUAUGUUUUGCGUGUUUGUGAGGUGCAUGUGCAUGUCGUGCGCGAAGUUUGUGUGUUGCGGGGGCAGCUGUUGCAAUGCCGGAGCCUGGAGGAGCUGUGAAAGAAAGAGGUAAUGAGCUUUGCUUUAUUUCAUUCUUUCUCUGGAGGGAGAGAGCAAAGAAAGACAGCAGCUCUGGCAGUGAAAUUGGAGGAGGUGGAUGUACAGUAUGCAUGUGUGAGAGGGGAGUCAACAACUUCCUCCAGUCUUUUUGAUUGUUUCCUCAUGCGGUUUUUGGACCUACUGUAUUCACGUUAUUUUAAUGAUUUAUUUUCUCUGUAUGUUUUGAAAAAUCAAUUAAAAAAAAAUCCAUAA